Messenger RNA from Arachis duranensis, 830 nucleotides. RefSeq lists its product as uncharacterized. The record is from RefSeq and is a predicted model, not a curated record. Lineage: Eukaryota; Viridiplantae; Streptophyta; Magnoliopsida; Fabales; Fabaceae. The transcript is spliced from 2 exons. Bases 62 to 478 code for a protein of 138 amino acids.
UAAUUGUUACCGCUUGGUUCAGAAAGACACGAUGCAAAUCACUGGAAUCAGAGAGUAACGAAUGACUUGCGACGUGUCCGUUGCCUCGUUCUCUUUUUUCCCCACCAUAUACAUAAGCAGUCAAACCCGACCCACAACAACACACACGCUUCACCAAACUUUUUUUUUCUCUCCUUCUAAUUUUCCUGCGAAAAUCUAUCUUAAUUUUUCUAGGCAGCCAAACACGCUUCUUCCCGAAGAACUAGUCCUUCCCAAUAUGAUGAAGAAAUCCAGUCUCUUUGCAGCCUCUGUCGCUGCCGCGUCGGCCACCGCGGUUUCUGUUUCGUCCUCCGCGCACGUCUCCAUUCAGGAUGGUGGGUCUCAAAGGGGCCAUGGAGGCUCCUCUUCUUCUCCAGAGGGUUCAGUUUCGACAGAGAAAUUCGCUCCAAGAUUCGACGGGUUGCGGUUCAUUGAGACCCUAAUUACUGCUCACAGAUGAAACCUUUGUUUUCUAGGGAAUAAGGAUUUUGAAGCUUCUUGCUCAAUUAUCUGUAGUACUAUUUUCUCUUUGUUUACACCUUUUUGGUUCCGUUAAUCUUUUUAUCUUGUCCUAUAUAGGAAAAAAGGAUUUAACCAUGGAAAAUGUUUAACUUUUUCCUUUUCAUCUUGUCGUAGGGUUUAUUAUAACUAGGAAGGGAAAUUGAGCGAGAGUGAGAAAUUGUAAUGUUGCGAGAUUGUUUUGUUUUCAUGUUCUUGUUUUUGUACUUUUUUUUUACCUGAACUUAUGAUGUGCAUCUUGUGAUUUUUCUGCAUGAAUUUUCCAAGAAAUAAUAAAAAAAAAGUUUCUACCC